Molecule: messenger RNA, 573 nt
Organism: Adineta steineri
Lineage: Eukaryota; Metazoa; Rotifera; Eurotatoria; Adinetida; Adinetidae
Source: the annotation of a GenBank genome assembly
AUGGCUCGUCUUAUUUUUCAAUUAUUAGCUAUACAAUUGGUCUUAGUUGCUACUGUUUUUAGUAUUUUCUCAAGUUCAGGCAAGGUUAAAGAUGCAACAAAAUAUCAACUUCAACAAAAAGUUCUUACACUUGGUUCAUCCUAUGUAAUUAAAGAUCAAAAAGAUAAACCUGUUUAUAAAGUAGGAUUUAAAGCAUUAGGUCUUGGUAAAAAUCUUCAACUUACUGAUCCAACUGGUAAACAAGAAUAUUAUUCAAUUAAACAUAUUCUCAACCCACUUGGUUUAGCUAAAUAUGAAAUUCGUCAAAAUGAUCAAGUUGUUGCUGAUAUUAGUCGUAAAAUAAAUAUUGGUGGUAAAAAAUUCUCAGUUAAAUCUAAAUUUGGUACAUAUGGUAUUGAAGGAAAUUUUCGUUCACGUGAAUUUAAAAUUAAAAAAGAUCAUCAUCUUGUUGCUACUAUUUCAAAGAAAUUCUUUGCAAUAGGUGAUAAAUAUGGUGUUAAAAUUACCCAAGGUCAAGAUGUACCAUUUAUUUUAGCUUUAGCUAUUGUUGUUGAUGAAGUAGCUCAUGAUUAA